Molecule: messenger RNA, 1296 nt
Organism: Knipowitschia caucasica
Lineage: Eukaryota; Metazoa; Chordata; Actinopteri; Gobiiformes; Gobiidae
Source: the annotation of a GenBank genome assembly
AUGCUCUGUUUGUGUUUGCAGAACAAUGAAAAGUGCACAGACCUUGAGAAGGAGAGCUGCUCAGCUCUGGACAUUGACCAGUGUUUGGCGGAGAUGGGUCAGAUGGCUGAGGGGAGCACUGGCACUGGGACCAAAGGACUUGAAGAGAGCGUGGGGGGGGCACCAGGGGGCGACAAAGCGCUGCCAGAGCUCGAUGUGUGGCCUGAGAGCGGUGUAGCCUGCCCCCUGUGCAAGCGGCUGUUCUUCAGCCUGGAGCAACAGCGGGAGCACGAGUAUCACCACACUCUAUCCCUCAUGGCUCUGUGUAUGGAGCUCCCCCUGCCAUUACAACCCACAGUACCCACUCAACCCCUGACCCAGCCACUCACCCAACCACAGACCCAGCCUUCAAGCCUCUACCGACCAGCCCUGACCGACGCUGCACCAACUCGCUACUUCUGCAACGAGUGUCCCGCCAGCUUCACCCUCAAAUCCAACGCGGACCGCCACAAGAAGACCAUCCACAUGAAGAAGAAACUGAUGCAGUGUGUGUAUUGUCUGAAGCACUUUCGGGACCGCACAGACCUGCACCGACACCUGUCCUCGGUCCACUCCAGAGAGCGAGAGUUCACCUGCCGUAGCUGCCACAAGGCCUUCAGCACUCAGAAGAACCUGGCCACGCACAUCAAAGUCUGCGGUCAAACUGGAGCUCUACCCGGGCCCGACAGCACUUUGAACGACUUCACCGUGAUCCGUAAAAAGUUCAAGUGUCCGUACUGCAGCUUCUCGGCGAUGCACCAGUGCAUUCUAAAGAGGCACAUGCGCUCGCACACCGGAGAGCGGCCUUACCCCUGCGAGAUCUGCGGCAAGAAGUUCACCAGAAGGGAGCACAUGAAGAGACACACGCUGGUCCACAGCAAAGACAAGAAGUACGUGUGCAAAGUGUGCAGCCGAGUCUUCAUGUCGGCCGCCAGCGUGGGCAUCAAACAUGGCUCCCGUCGCCAUGGCGUCUGUGCCGACUGCUCCGGACGGGGCAUGGCGGCUCUCCUGGACCACAACGGCGAAGUGGGCGGGGACAUCUCACCGGAGGAGGAGCUAUACGCCGGCGACCGCUUCCAGGACGACCAGGCGGAGUGCGACGGCGACGCUGAGGAGGAGAUGAUGGCGGACGGAGAGAUGAUCGGCGAGGCGGAGGAGGAGAAAUGGAAAGACUCAGGGAUGGAGGACAAGACGCAACGAGACACUGAGAAAGAGGAGAGCGACUCCUCGGAGAAUCAGCACAACGGGACAGACAGGGACUUCACUUGGAUCUCCUAG